Triplophysa rosa is the source of this 2003-nucleotide messenger RNA. It is a transcript of the gene rnpc3, whose product is annotated as RNA-binding region (RNP1, RRM) containing 3. The coding region runs from base 68 to 1591 and encodes 507 amino acids. Gene Ontology annotation, biological process: mRNA splicing, via spliceosome. Gene Ontology annotation, cellular component: U12-type spliceosomal complex. The transcript is spliced from 16 exons. Gene Ontology annotation, molecular function: U12 snRNA binding; pre-mRNA intronic binding. NCBI's taxonomy places the organism in Eukaryota, Metazoa, Chordata, Actinopteri, Cypriniformes, Nemacheilidae. The record is from RefSeq and is a predicted model, not a curated record.
CAGAAAUCAGCACUAGGCACGCCCACAAGCGGUGUAACGAGCAAGUGUGUGAUUCUGAAUCGGAACCAUGACUGAGAUGGAGGCAGACGUUCAGCCAAAGAAGAGCAAAACCCUUAUCAUACGACAUCUGCCCAGAGAACUCAACAGAGACGAGAAGCAUGAUCUCCUUAAGUAUUUCGGUGCCUCCGCCGUCAGAGUGCUGUCAGACAAGGGACCCCUAAAGCAUAUGGCAUUUGCAAGUUUUAGCAGCGAAGCUUCAGCGUCUAAGGCACUCAACAGACUCCAUCAGCUGAGAAUUCUUGGUCACACGCUUGUUGUUGAGUUUGGAAAGGAUCAGGACAAUGUCAGUGUAUUGAAAGACCCGCCUGUUUCUGACAGUGGUGCUGAGACCCAAGCAGAGAAAGAGAAGAAGGAAAAACCGCAACGCAGUGCGCCCCUGGUGGACAACAGCAUCGCUCCCAAUCUGGGGUUGAAAUUUCAAAGAAACCCGACGCUGAAAUAUUUAUACCCUCCUCCUUCAAGGGGAAUUUUGACAAACAUUACACACACGCUUCUGAGUGUGCCCAAGUUCUACGUUCAAGUUCUUCAUUUGAUGAAUAAGAUGAACCUCCCCAGUCCGUUUGGUCCAGUGACGGCCCCUCCUCCAAUGUUUGAGAUGCCCCCAGGCCCAUUGCCGCCCAUGCCCCCACCCUACCCUCCAGAGAACCCCCCACUUCCAGGGCGUGAGGAGGGGGCGUCAGGGAGCGAAGAAGAAUCGGAGUAUGAGAGUGGAGAUGAUGAAGACAAAGAGAGGAUGAUCAGACUGAUGGGACUUGUUAACCAGCCAUGCAAAAGACCGCUGCGAACAAAGACUUCUUCUAAGAGAAAGAAACCCAGACUAAAGGAUCUCCUGUUUGUUCCCAAACCAGAUUCCCAUGGCACCGCAGUCCUGCAGCCAGAAGACGUUUUCGAGCAACCUCAUGCGCUAGGACAGAAAAAGAUUGAGUUUCAUAUAUCAGCGGAGGUGUCCUCCAUCCUCGAGGGGCCCGAACAGGAUCAGAAGCAGCAUUCCACAGAUGCGACUGAAGACAUGGCUACGACGGAGGCUCCAGCUCAGGAAGCCACAGAAGGGUUCGGGAAGAUCUACCCGAGCGUUCAGGCCCCCAGACAAGAGGAAGACGUAGAGGAAGAUGAGGACAUACCCUCCGAGUUCAUCUCUAGGAGAGAGCUAGAGAGAGGCAGACUCUCCAGAGAUGAGAUAAAGAAAAUGUCUGUGUUUAAGAAUUACGAACCCGGUGAAUCAACCUGCAGACUUUACGUGAAGAAUAUUGCAAAGCAAGUCGAAGAAAAAGAUCUGAAGUUCAUCUACGGCCGGUAUAUCGACAUCUCCUCAGAGGAGCAGAGAAACAUGUUUGAUAUCGUGUUGAUGAGAGAAGGCCGGAUGAAAGGGCAAGCUUUCAUCGGACUCCCGAGCGAGAGGAGUGCGGAGAAGGCCCUGAAGGAAACCAAUGGAUAUGUUCUUCAUGACAAACCUCUCGUAGUGCAAUUUGCCCGAUCUGCAAAACCUAAACCGGAAUCUGCCGAUUCAAAGAAAGGAGGAAAAAAACACUGAAUUCUGAAGGGUGAACGCAUACAUUUGAGAUGUUGCAUCAUAGUACUUCACUCGUGAGUCUACAGGAACUCCAACUUUACAAUAUCCUUUAAAAUAUCCUUUAAAAAAAUAUUUUAGAUUUGUGUUUGUGUGUAGGUUUACAAAUUUCCUUGCGUACUGUAGAUAAUAGAAAAGUGUCUUCUUUCAUAUAAAUAACAAUAAAUGUAUUGUCCAAAAUGCCAAGCAGUGUUUAUUCAUCACUGCCCUAUAACAUAAAACUAUUUUAUUUUAUGCAUAAAACUUAUUCAUUUUCUUUUUUUCCCCUCACAGAUUUUAUUGCGCUGCUGUUGAAUCCUGAUGGGCUGAACCGUUUUUCUCUGAUAUUUUUGCAAUAAAAUAUAAACCAAAUGUUGGUUAUUUCUGUGGUCUGUAA